AUGGCAAGGCCUACAAACAGAGUAGUCUUUCUAACUGUGAUCACAAACCUCAACACUUGCCACCCUACAUGGUUCCAUGCUGAUGUGAACAGAUGUUGUUGCCCCUCAGAAGAAGUUGCCAAGCGGGCAGCACUAGAUGAUCUAGAACCUUCUCAAAUCCUCUCGUUCGGUCUUCCGAUUCGACCAUCAUUCUGCCGAGUUCUUGUUAAGGAUGAUUUGAGGAGGGAACUUGAAUUGGAUCCUGAGCUUCCUGUAGUGCUACUCAUGGGAGGUGGAGAGGGCAUGGGUCCUGUCAAGAAGACUGCCAGAGCCCUAGGAAAAUCAUUGUUUGACAAAGAGCUUGGAAAACCAAUUGGACAGCUUAUUGUCAUUUGUGACCGGAACAAAAUACUGAGCUCCUCACUGCAGGCACUUGAAUGGAAAAUACCAGUAAAGGUGACAGCUAUAAGUCUUGAGCUUAUCUACUUAGGAUGUUUAUCUAGAGUAGUUGGUACCAGUGUCAGCACCCUUAUCAUCUAUCUUAUCCUAUUUUAG
Molecule: messenger RNA, 534 nt
Organism: Miscanthus lutarioriparius
Lineage: Eukaryota; Viridiplantae; Streptophyta; Magnoliopsida; Poales; Poaceae
Source: the annotation of a GenBank genome assembly